Peromyscus eremicus (cactus mouse) is the source of this 1849-nucleotide messenger RNA. RefSeq names its product leukocyte immunoglobulin-like receptor subfamily A member 6. Bases 92 to 1849 code for a protein of 585 amino acids. Lineage: Eukaryota; Metazoa; Chordata; Mammalia; Rodentia; Cricetidae. Gene Ontology annotation, biological process: cytokine-mediated signaling pathway. Gene Ontology annotation, molecular function: inhibitory MHC class I receptor activity. The transcript has 8 exons. The record is from RefSeq and is a predicted model, not a curated record.
GGAAGACAGCCUCCAUAGCCCAUACACUUUGUUUCUUUCCAUUUGGCAAAGGGACCAACUAUCUGCAAACUUGUGGCAACUGGAAGAUGCCAUGACAACUUUACUCACAGCCCUGCUCUGUGUUGCACUGAGUCAUCUGGGCCUCUGGAUCCCGGCAUUGGCAGGGGUCUUCUCUAAACCUAUACUCCGAGCACUUCCAAGAAAUGUGGUAACCACUGGAGACCAGGUGACAUUCUUCUGUCAAGGGCCCUUAGAGGCCAAGGAAUACCGUCUCUGCAAAGAAGGAAGUCCAGAUUGCUGGGUACCAACAACCCUAUUAGAAACCGAAAACUUAGACCAAUUCUCUAUCUCAUCAGUUGAAUGGUACAAUGCAGGCCAAUACAGGUGUGAAUAUAAAAGCCCCAAUGGUAAAACAGAGCACAGUGACUACCUGGAGUUGGUGGUGACAGGAGUUCACCAAAGCAAUGUGACCCUGUCAGCCCUUCACAGUCCAGUGGUGACUGCAGGAGGAAAUGUGACCAUUCAAUGUGUGUCACAACAUUCGUAUAAUGGGUUCAUUCUGAUGAAGGAAGAUGAGAAGUUCUCCCCGGCUUUGCCCUCACAGUACAUACACCCUGAGCAAUUUCGAGCCCUGUUCACAGUGGGUCCUGUGACCCCCGACCAGAGGUGGAGGUUCACAUGCUAUGGGUAUUCCUUGAGCAUCCCCCAGCUGUGGUCAGUUCCCAGUAACGUCUUAGAGCUUCUGGUCUCAGGAACCCUCCAGAAACCCACCAUCUGGGCUGAGCCAGGCUCUGUGAUCACCUCAGGGAAUCCUGUGACAAUCUGGUGUGAGGGAACCAUGGAAACCCAAAUGUAUAUCCUGUAUAAAGAAGGAAGCCCAGAAUCCUGGCACAGAUUGACUGCACCAUUGCCUGAUCACAGGGCCAAGUUUAUCAUCCCGUCCUUGAGAGCAUAUAAUGCAGGACAAUAUCACUGUUACUGUUAUAACUCUGCUGGGUGGACUGAGAAGAGUGACCCACUGGAGCUGGUGGUGACAGGUGUCCACCAUGGUAAACCUACUCUUUCAGCUUUUCCCAGCCCUGUGGUGACCUCAGGUGGGAAUGUGACCCUUCAGUGUGUCUCAUCCAAAGGAUACAAUGGGUUCAUUUUGACUGGAGAAGAUCUGAAGUUCUCCAGGUCCCAAAAGGCACAGUUAUUACACACUGGACAGUCCCAGGCUCUGUUUCCUCUGAUCUCCAUGACAGUCAGAAAGAGUGGUCCCUUCAGAUGUUAUGGAUACUAUACAAAUACUUCACAUGUGUGGUCAGAGGCCAGUGACCCUUUGGAGAUACAUGUCUCAGCCUCACAGCCCCAGGAUCACACCGUGGAGAACCUCAUCCGGAUGGGCAUGGCUGGCUUGAUCCUCAUAGUUCUUGGGAUUUUGCUGUUUGAGGCUUGCCACAGCCAGAGAAGGACCUUAAGAGCCACAGAUAUCAACACAGACUUUGGCUGCAGUAGGGCCUCAGACCCACACAUAGCCCUUAGCAACAGCCCUGGCCCAGGUGACACCUUGGCCCCAUCAGAAGCAAGUCCCUUUGACACCAACGUGGUCAUAGGAUGUGGCCUAGAUCCUGGGCAUCCUUUCGGCCUUUGGUGGCACCAAGGGCCAUGGACAACACAGACCUCAACUGUGAUAGGACCACAGAACCCAGACAUGGUUCUUAGCAGCAGUCCAGUCUCAGAUGUCACCAUGGCCCUAGGUGGUAGCACAGGCUACUCAGAUCAACAUGGUCCCCGUGGAAGUGUGCCCCUGAGACACCAACAUGGCCCCAUGUGGCAGCCCAGAACCCUAACAUCGGCAUUGCCUUGA